CGGCGAGGCCGAGCAGCAUUUUGACUCGCGGUGCCGCCGUCCAGCGACAUUCUCACGCCCCCCAUCUCCUUCUCCGCCCGCUUCUUUUCGGCGACAAGAACCUCUCUACUCGCCGCCGCUUGCGUCGCGCUCGGCUUCGCGCCCUUCGUUCUCCGCCUCCUUUGUGUGUGGGGGGGACCGGCCGGAUAGCUGGUUGUGGCCGCUGUCCGUACGGUUCGAAGCUGUCACUAGUUCUUCUCGUCGUCCUCGGGCGGGCAGAGGUUCUCGCCCACCAAACCGGCACGCCAUAACUCUCGGGGGGGAAGGAGGUCAGGAUUGUUGUGGUGGGGAAUUGGAGGGAAAUGGCGACGGAGUGGUCCGACGGUGGCGAGGAGUUCUUGCUGCCGGAUGAGUUCCUCGACGACGACUUCUUCUCCGAGGAGGAGAAGGCCGCCGUGGCCGCGAGGAGCGAUAGCAGCGACGAGGAGGAUUGCUUGGCCGGCCUCUCCCGCCGCCUCGCCGGGCUUCUUGGUGACGACGGCGAGCGCGACGCGCCUCCCAAGGCGGAGGUGACGGUUGGUUCGCCGCAGUCGACGCUGUGUGGGCUGCCCAAGUCCGGCCAGGAGAGCCCGAACGGCGGGGCGUCUCAGGUGAGCUCGCCGCCGUCGUCGCCGUUGGAGCAGAAGCCGGCGGACCCGUGGGACAUGCUCUAUGAGGCGGCAGGUCAGGUGGCGCGCAUGCGGGUCACCAACAGCAUCCCGGUGCCGAACAAUCCCUACGGCUUCCCCGCCCACGGUGGCUUUGCCGCUCCGGCGCGCAAGGCCUCGCCGCCGCCUCCCGUUUCUCCACCGGCAACAAAGGUCGCUCCCGCCGCCUACUACCAUCCGCUCGCCCAGUUGCUUACACAGCGCCAGAUUCAAGCCGCACAGUUUCAUCUCCUCAAGCAGCAGCAGCUGCUGAAGUUGCAGAGGGAUCGGCAUCUCGCCGCGGCCGCCGCGUGGGGCGCGAGGCAGACGGCAGCGGCGAAGACCGCCGGGUGCGGAGUCGCCGCGUCGCCUGUCGACAUGAACCCUGCGGCGUGGCCUCCCUUGCAGAAGCAGCAGCACGCGCCGGCACCCGGAGUCGGGGGUGGCGGCGGCGGCGGCAUGCGCGCCGUGUUCCUCACCCCGCCCGGCGCCAAGCGCGAGCGCAACGGCACCGGCGUCUUCCUCCCUCGCCCGGCCGGCGCACCGGCGGAGCCCAAGAGAAAGACAGGCUGCUCGACUGUUCUUGUCCCCGCCCGUGUCGUGCAAGCGCUCAAUCUCAACCUCGACGACCUCGGCGCCCAGCCUCGCUACCCCGGCGGUUUCGUUCUCGAUCACGACGCUUUGAUUAACCGGAGCAACGCCAUGCUGGCCAGCCAGAAGCGGCGCGCGUCUCCAGCCGUGCCGUCGCCGGCGCCGGCGCCUGCGCUCUGCCACAGUUCGUGAACUUUUUUGUGUCGGCCGGAGCAGACGAAGGAUGAUGCACCAAGAUUCCGGCGGCCCCCUUCUGGCUUUGCGUCAAGUUUAAUCAUAUUAAUUAAAGUUAGUAACAGUACUUCGUCUGUUAGGUGGUAGUAUUAGCCAAAGAGGGUAGUAGGAGGCAGUAGUAUCAUCAGCGUUAGGUUUGUUUGUUUGAUUGGUGAUAUAUUGGUUUUUUGGUGUGGACGGAAAGCGGCGGAGAUGGAGACGGAGACGACGUGCAGUAGAGGAAAUCCAUGUCUUCGGUUUGGUGGUUUGGCAGAGUGGUUUGGAAGGAAUAAUAAUAAGUGGUUCUUUUGGAGGGCGAGAGAGAAAUGUUAGCGGCUUGUGCAGCUUGCAAGCAAGAAGUGACAAGGUAUCAUCAAAGUGGUUUAUGGAUGGGUCAUCUUGGGGGAGCCAAAAAUAAACCCAUUUCUACAUCAUCCAUGGCUUUGCUUGCUUUGGGUGCUUGCCAAGAAGUGAAGUACCAGCGCACACCCAGCUAUAAGGUCUCUCUCCCUCCUCCCUCCUUUUUGCAGUCUUUUACUUGCAAAAGAAGCUUGCCGUGGGCUCCGUGAAUAAGGGCGUUCCUUUCUUAAGGAAAAAAAAGAAAAGGAAACUAUGAAUUUAAUUGCCAUUUUUCUUGUACUAGCUUAUAGGUGCCCUAACCUUCUGUUUUGGUUCGGUACAAUAAGAUUCUUAUUUAGGGGUGUAGUAGUUCGGUGCUUAGCCGCAGCAGCAGCAAAGUUGGGCUGGGUGUUGUUAAACAACAGUUGUAUUUGUACCAUCAAAGCCUUAAUAUAUGAAUGAUGGUGAGUAUUUCUUACUAGUUGACAAUAAAUA
Messenger RNA from Oryza sativa Japonica Group (Japanese rice), 2303 nucleotides. RefSeq lists its product as uncharacterized. The record is from RefSeq and is a predicted model, not a curated record. NCBI's taxonomy places the organism in Eukaryota, Viridiplantae, Streptophyta, Magnoliopsida, Poales, Poaceae.